AUGAAUUUGAGCGCUGAUCAAUUCCUGCCCAGUUUAUUGUGUGCACUUCCGCUACGAUCGAACAUAAACAUGUCGGUCCAGUUUGUCAACAAACGAAAAAAGACCUUUAUUGGUCUGCCAGCUCCUCUCGGAUAUGUCCCAGGAUUGGGCAGAGGUGCUACUGGCUUCACCACACGGUCGGAUAUUGGUCCUGCAAGAGAUGCAGACGACAUUCCGGAAGAUCGACAUGCCCCGCCCAACAAAAAGAGCAAACAAGAUAAGGAGGAUGAUGAAGAAGAUCUGAAUGAAGCAAAUUUUGAUGAAUUUACAGGCUAUGGAGGCAGUUUGUGCAGCAAGGACCCAUACGACAAAGAUGAUGAGGAGGCCGAUGCCAUUUAUGAGGCUGUGGAUAAAAGGAUGGAUGAGAAAAGGAAGGAAAGAAGGGAAGAAAAACUCAAAUUUGAUAUAGAGAAGUUCCGUCAGGAGAGGCCAAAGAUUCAGCAACAGUUUUCUGACUUAAAGAGAAAUUUGUCCGGUGUAAGCGUUGAUGAAUGGAACAACCUUCCAGAAGUUGGUGAUGCCCGGAACAGAAAACAAAGAAUUGGAAGGACUGAGAAGUUCACCCCAGUCCCUGACAGCGUCUUGGCCGGAGCUGCAGCGCGAAACAGCAUGAACUCCUCCAUAUCAGAGCAAGACCAGAAAUAUGGCGGUCUGACCACGCCCUUUGGGGCUAUCACUCCGCUGGGUUCGGCCACACCUAGCGCUGACAUCGACAUGAAGAAGAUUGGUCAGGCCAGAAACACUCUGAUGGACAUCAAACUAACACAGGUGUCGGACUCUGUGAGUGGACAGACAGUGGUGGACCCCAAGGGCUACCUUACUGAUCUACAGAGUAUGCUCCCAUCUCAUGGCGGAGACAUCAAUGAUGUGAAGAAGGCCCGUUUACUGUUGAAAUCUGUGAGAGAGACAAAUCCAAAGCAUCCACCAGCCUGGAUUGCCUCGGCUCGUCUUGAGGAAGUGACAGGGAAAGUGCAAGCGGCCAGGAACCUGAGGCAGCCAGACUUAUGGUGAGUUUGUGUGUGUGUUUACCCAGGAGACCAGGCCAAGGCUGUGGUAGCUCAGGCGGUGCGACAGUUGCCUCAGUCGGUCAGAAUCUGGAGCAAGGCGGCAGACCUGGAGAUGGAGCUCAAGGCGAAAAAAAGAGUUUUCCGGAAAGCCCUGGAGAACAUCCCCAACUCUGUCCGUCUGUGGAAACAAGCUGUGGAGCUGGAGGACGAGGAGGAUGCGAGGAUCAUGUUGAGUCGAGCCGUGGAGUGCUGUCCCACCAGCGUUGAGCUGUGGCUUGCCCUGGCUCGCCUGGAGAGCUACGAGAACGCCAGAAAGGUUCUGAACAAGGCCCGUGAGAGCAUUCCUACAGACAGGCAAGUGUGGAUCACCGCUGCCAAGUUGGAGGAGGCGAACGGGAAUUCACACAUGGUGGAGAAGAUUAUUGAGAGAGCGGUAAAUUCUCUGCGAGCAAACAUGGUUGAGAUCAACCGCGACCAAUGGAUCAAGGAUGCAGAGGACUGCGAGAAAAGUGGAAGCAUACACACUUGUCAGGCAAUCAUCCGUGCUGUCAUCAGUGUUGGUAUUGAGGAGGAAGACAGAAAACAUACUUGGAUGGAAGACUCUGAUUCUUGUGCUGCCCGCCAGGCCUACGAGUGUGCCCGGGCCAUCUACGCCUUUGCCCUGUCCGAGUUCCCCAGCAAAAAAAGCAUCUGGCUUAGUGCGGCAUAUUUUGAAAAGAACCACGGCAGCAGAGAGUCACUGGAGGCAUUACUGCAGAGAGCUGUGGCACAUUGUCCCAAGGCGGAGGUGCUGUGGCUCAUGGGCGCAAAGUCCAAGUGGCUGGCUGGGGAUGUCCCAGCUGCUCGGAGUAUCCUGGCUUUGGCCUUCCAGGCAAACCCAAACAGCGAGGAAAUCUGGCUGGCAGCCGUCAAGCUGGAGAGCGAGAACAACGAGUAUGAGCGUGCUCGCAGAUUGUUACAGAAAGCUCGCGCUAGCGCUCCUACUGCCAGGGUGUUUAUGAAGUCUGUCAAGCUGGAAUGGUGUCUCGGGGAAAUCCGCAAUGCAGAAAUCUUGUUGGAGGAAGCUGUCAAGCAUUAUCCAGACUUUGCCAAGUUGUGGAUGAUGAAGGGCCAAAUUCAAGAAGAAGCUGGAAAGAAAGAUACAGCUCGAGAGUCAUACAACCAAGGGCUCAAGAAGUGCCCCCAGGCUGUUCCUUUGUGGCUGUUGCUCUCUCGCCUGGAGGAGUCACAGGGUCAGCUGACAAGGGCAAGGUCCAUCCUGGAGAAAGCCAGACUGAAGAAUCCUCAUAAUGACGAACUGUGGUUGGAAGCAGUUCGUGUUGAAAUCAGAGGUGGCCUCAAGAGCUUCGCAAACACGCAAAUGGCUAAAGCUCUCCAGGAGUGUCCAAACUCCGGCAUCUUGUGGGCGGAGGCAAUCUUCCUUGAGCACAGGCCACAGCGCAAGACCAAGUGUGUUGACGCGCUAAGGAAGUGCGAGCACAACCAACACGUGUUGCUAGCUGCUUCCAAGUUGUUUUGGAGUGAGCGUAAGAUCAGCAAGGCUCGGGAGUGGUUCAACCGCACCGUGAAGAUUGACCCAGAUCUCGGGGAUGCCUGGGCGUUCUUCUACAAGUUUGAGCUCACCCACGGGGAAGAGAGACACCAGGAGGACGUGAGGCAGCGGUGCCUACUAGCAGAGCCACACCACGGGGAGCACUGGUGCAGCGUCUCCAAGGACAUCAAGAACUGGCGGCUCAAGACGGAGGAGUUACUGCCCCUUGUCAGUAAAUCACUUCAAGUGCCGACAUGAUAACAUGAAAUGAAAGUCGUGUGUGUUUUU
Messenger RNA from Aplysia californica (California sea hare), 2865 nucleotides. RefSeq names its product pre-mRNA-processing factor 6. NCBI's taxonomy places the organism in Eukaryota, Metazoa, Mollusca, Gastropoda, Aplysiida, Aplysiidae. Gene Ontology annotation, cellular component: U4/U6 x U5 tri-snRNP complex; catalytic step 2 spliceosome. The record is from RefSeq and is a predicted model, not a curated record. The transcript is spliced from 26 exons. Gene Ontology annotation, molecular function: protein binding. Gene Ontology annotation, biological process: spliceosomal tri-snRNP complex assembly; mRNA splicing, via spliceosome.